CACAACCAAAGAUCUAAACAUCUACCAAAACGUAAGAAAAAAAUGAAAAAAAAUAUUAGUCUUUCUAUUUGUUUUUAGCAUUUGCAUGCUAGACCAUGUAUCCGGCGGUGGAUUCAGGAUCUCGAACGAACUCAAAUUCAAGAAACGUCUCUGGAUGAGGUGUUAUUCCAAAGACGACGUAUUAGGUCCAGACAUAAUACCAAUCGGACAACAUUAUGAAAAUCUUUUCGAUAUUAACUUUUGGCAUACAACGCGUUUUAUGUGUACUUUGAGACAAGGUCCUAAUUAUAAACACUAUCAGAACUUUACAGUAUUCAAGCUUUUUAGUAUGGCUGAUCAAGGAGGCUUAUGGGAUUGGAGAGCAAGAGAAAAUGGUAUCUAUUUAAAGAAAGUAGCUAGCGAGCAAGUUUUAAACCCGGUUUAUAUGCAUAAAGUGUUUGAUUGGAUAAAUUAAAAAUGUUAACAUUCUAUCUAAGAAUAAAAUAUAUAUAUUAUGAUUUAAAAACAGGAAAAUUUAUAUAUGGAUAAAAAAAUCUUCUCAAGUUAUAUUAUGAUUGAAAAGUUAAAAAAAAAA
Arabidopsis lyrata subsp. lyrata is the source of this 574-nucleotide messenger RNA. RefSeq names its product S-protein homolog 16. The record is from RefSeq and is a predicted model, not a curated record. The coding region runs from base 86 to 454 and encodes 122 amino acids. Lineage: Eukaryota; Viridiplantae; Streptophyta; Magnoliopsida; Brassicales; Brassicaceae. The transcript has a single exon.